AUGUUUGACACAAAGAUUUCAUCUAGGAAUAUUAAAAAAAGAUAUAGUUACCAGGCGGUCAAAAAGUUAAAUGAUCAAGAAAAUGAAAAGAAUGAAUAUACAAUUAUUAAGGACUGCAUAAAAAAAUAUGAUGGCCAUCGGCAUUUUGCUAAAAUCAUUAAAAUUAACACAGUGAAAUAUAUUUUAAUGUAUUUUAAUGAUGAACAAGAAUUAUUUAAGGCCACAUAUGACUCAGCAAUGAACAAAGAUUUAAGUAAAGGACUUCAGAUAAAAAAACAAAAUGAACUUAUAGGAAAAGAUGGGUUUCAAAAAGCUGAGAUAUCAAAAGACACUUACAAACAACGCACAGAUUCUUUUGGAGGGCUAACAAUUUGUAGAUGCGUUAACGAUGGGAAAGAAGACUCAGCCAGCAAAGGUAAAGAAAGAGGAAAAGUUGUGGAAUCAGAAAUCGAACAAUUGAACGAAAAUAACAAAGCGUAG
Messenger RNA from Rhizophagus irregularis DAOM 181602=DAOM 197198, 480 nucleotides. Lineage: Eukaryota; Fungi; Glomeromycota; Glomeromycetes; Glomerales; Glomeraceae. The record is from RefSeq and is a predicted model, not a curated record.